AUGUCCGAGGUGCAGCCUGCAUCCCCCACUGCGGAGACCAAGUAUGGGGGCGCCGAAGGUUCGGAUGCGAUGUAUGUAAAACUGGUGUCGUCUGAUGACCACGAAUUUUAUGUGCGUCGCGAGUAUGCCCUUACCAGUGGAACUAUCAAAGCAAUGCUUUCCGGACCAGGACAAUUCCAGGAACACGAGACAAAUGUUGUGCACUUCCGCGAGAUUCCCUCUCAUGUGCUGCAGAAAGUGUGCAGCUACUUCGCAUACAAAGUCCGUUACACCAACAGCUCUAGUGAAAUCCCCGAGUUCCCAAUCGCCCCUGAGAUCUGUCUGGAGCUGUUAAUGGCCGCCAACUUUCUGGAUUGUUAG
Messenger RNA from Dicrocoelium dendriticum, 360 nucleotides. NCBI's taxonomy places the organism in Eukaryota, Metazoa, Platyhelminthes, Trematoda, Plagiorchiida, Dicrocoeliidae. The record is from the annotation of a GenBank genome assembly.